UAUUGCCCAGGAUUGCUGGAGUACCCGCAGAGCUGCGUCGGACUGUACCCGAGGUGUGCCAUGGGCUGUAUCCAGAGUAUUAGCUGCAAAUCCAAAGUUUUCCGGGAAAGCAUUUCAGUGAUUGAAGUCAAAGCCUCCAUCGAUCCCAUUCCCACCAGCAUCGACGAGUCCUCCAGCGUGGUCCUGCGCUACCGGACCCCUCACUUCCGAGCCUCUGCGCAAGUGUUGGUGCCCCCUCUGCCCAAGAAGGAGACCUGGAUCGUGGGCUGGAUCCAGGCUUGCAGCCACAUGGAAUUUUACAAUCACUACGGGGAGCAGGGAAUGUCGAGCUGGGAGCUUCCAGACCUGCUGGAUGGUAAAAUCCAGGCUAUCAGCGACUCGGACGGAGUCAACUACCCCUGGUACGGCAACACCACCGAGACCUGCACCAUCGUGGGCCCCACCAAGAAGGAGGCCAAGUUCCAGCUGAGCAUGAACGACAACUUCUACCCCAGCGUCACCUGGGCAGUGCCGGUCAGCGAGAGCAACGUGGCCAAACUCACCAGCAUCCACCGGGAUCAGAGCUUCACCACCUGGCUGGUGGCCACCAACACUGCCACCAGCGAGAUGGUCACCCUGCAGACCAUCAAGUGGCGCAUGAGGCUGGGCAUCGAGGUGAACCCCAGCCGGCCCCUGGGGCAGCGUGCCAAGCUGCAGGAGCCCUCUGCUCAAGAGCAGCCCCAGGUCCUCAGCAAGAAUGAGCCAAUACCACCCAGUGCCCUUGUCAAACCCAACGCCAAUGAUGCUCAGGUGCUCAUGUGGAGGCCAAAGGAUGGACCACCCCUGGUGGUGAUACCUCCCAAACACCGAUGAUACCAACCUGGCAUCCUGGCAGCAAGAGGGAGAUUGAAAAGACAACACAGAACAAAACCAAACCCCAACCACCAAACCCUGAAGCAAAACAACCACUUAGGUAUUAGGAACAGAGCUGGAAGCAGAGCAAGCUCCAAAUGCACUUUUUUCUUCAUUCAACAAAUGCAACCAUUCUACCUUCUCCCAUUGGGACGGAUUUCACUGUGCUAAAGCUCAAGAGGAGACCUUGGACUGGGCUCUGUCUCAUCACUGGAUUCCUAAGGGAAGGAAUUUACCACUGAUGUCUACCCAGAGAGCUUUGAUUUGAUUUGGAUUUUUUUUCCCCCCCUCCCCUUCUCCUUUCCUACUUUAUUUCCUGGUUGAACUUCAAUCCCAUCAGCUUGUCCAGGCUGCCCAGAACAAGAACAUUUUAUUUGGAAUUC
Messenger RNA from Indicator indicator, 1274 nucleotides. RefSeq names its product family with sequence similarity 78 member A (gene FAM78A). The record is from RefSeq and is a predicted model, not a curated record. NCBI's taxonomy places the organism in Eukaryota, Metazoa, Chordata, Aves, Piciformes, Indicatoridae. The transcript is spliced from 2 exons. The annotation marks the transcript as partial.